This is a messenger RNA of Brassica rapa (field mustard), 6060 nucleotides long. RefSeq lists its product as uncharacterized. Lineage: Eukaryota; Viridiplantae; Streptophyta; Magnoliopsida; Brassicales; Brassicaceae. The record is from RefSeq and is a predicted model, not a curated record.
AUUAAUAAUUAAAUUUUAGAAAAUUUCCUAAAAUUAAAUAAUAACUAACUUUAACCACAUAACUGAAGUAUAAAAUAUUUUCUGUCUCCAUCAGAAAAAUUAAGCAAUUGUAUUAUCGAUAUUUUGUCGACAUUAAUUGUAAAUAUAUGUUAACAAAUACAAAAUUGCACCGAAACUACUUUCCCUUUUUUUAGAGAGAAAGAGAUACUCUCUUCUAUUUCCUCUUCACUCUUGAAAAUCUUUUUUUUUUCACAGAGAAGAAGAGUUUUGCUUUUUGUUUGUAAAAUAGCCUUCGAUCUAAAGAUCGAAAUCUAGUUUCAGAUUCGCUUUGUCGGAUUAUAAUUUUGCUUGGGCGAUUUUUGUUGUGUACUUCACCAAGUUGAAGAGGUUGAUAUAUAUAAAAGAGGUGAAGACUCAUUGUAAAUUUAUUCACCAAGUUAUCAACAAGAACACUUCUCUUUCUCUCUCUUUUUUUUUUGUCACAAAAGUUCUCUCUUAAAAAUGUGAUUCUUUUCGAAAGCAAGUUUAGGUUUUAGUAAAAUGCUAACUUAGCAACUACAAAGGUAGAAAAGUGCCAAGGCCACACGUUUAGAUUGAAUGAUGAAUCUGUAUGUGACAUGCAUGUGGUUGACCAAAUGCAUGAGAAUCUGAGAUUCUGAAUCUCUGUGCACCAAAAUAGCUCGUCAACAACAUGAGAUCACUUUUCGACGUUUAUUCAUCAUACGUAUCAAACCAAAGGGAAAGACCAUGUGGGUUGACACGUGUCACAUUACUAGUUGACGCCUACGCAAAAAGAAAGCUUACUUCUUCUGCAAGUUUCUUUUGGUCUUACUUUUUUUUUUUUUUUUUUCGUCAUAAUGUUUUCAUUUUCAUUGAAAAAGGGCAAGGCCCAAACAUAACCGAACUACAAUCGGGCCCAAAACGAACCGGGCCAACUAAAACCAAGAAGAAAAGCCUUCAGCCCCAACAACCUGGGCCUUAAGCCCAUACCCAAACCCUAGGGUAGGGAACCCUAAUUACCGCGCCUCACCGAACGUCGACGGCGCCGCCCAACCCCCAACUUGCCACCGCACAAACGCCAUGUCGCAUGGGGUCAAACAUCGGAGAGCAUCAUUCCAUCGCGAUCUCAUCCGUAUCCCAUGCCGACCGGGCCAAACACUCACCAAACACGAUCUGCGUAGUCUCAUCAGAACCGUCUACCAUUGACCAACCACCCCUGACAUACCGAGUCGUUUCAGGUGAGAGAUCAAGAGGCGGAAGAAAUAUGAAGCUUUGAUUUUCCGACUACACCGAGAAAGAAGAGCAGAGAAAAACUAGAGAGACUGAAACGACAAGAAAAAACCAAAGCCGAGAAGAACGAUACUAACUGAGUUACCGCCUUCUGGAAGCAGGAGCCGGCGAUGACGGUGCUAACAGAGCCACCGUCUCCCAGAAACAAAGGCCCGCGGUCGUAGAGCUGAGAGAGCCUCUACUCCCCGGGAUCUAAAACUGAACUCAUGAGCCGACUGCCGCUUCGAUUAACCGUUCUUCACCCCUCACCCCGACUCCAGAGAAAACAGCAUCGCCGCCGUCAGGAAGACCGUACGAGCCGAUCCCUUCUUGGCGCGAUACCCUAACCCAGAGCCGUCAGCAUGUCGGGGGGGUCGGUAGAUCGAAAACCACAGCGGAAAUCCUUGACUUGACCGGAAAAAAAUGAGCCACCGACGCCGGCACGCGCGCGGACGCGCCACCGGACGUCGGGGGCGACGACACUUUCUCUCUCACUUUCUCUCUCUGGAAACUUAAUAGAUUUAAGGAAUAAAAGCGUAAAUUAAUAAAAUAUGCCUUUGGCGGUUAUAAAUACGAUUCUCAUCCUCACAGAUUCUCUCUGGAACCACUUUCAUUAAUCUUUUGAGCAGAAGAUAGAAGAUGUUUCCUUCAUCCGACGCAUCCCUAACCGGAUUCUUGAUGCUCUUCAGAACAAUGCUCCACGACUUCGUCCCGGUGCAGCUCCGUUCAUACUUCUCCGGCUUACUCGAGCGGUUCUUCACUCCAAAAUCAAAGAAUCUCACGGUUGUCAUCGACGAGAAAUUCAAGAACAAAGUCUUUCACGCGGCGGAGAUGUACCUCCGCAAAAAGAUGGGUCCAGAGAUUUAUUUUAUAAUUCAUUCGGUAGCUUUGGUGGUGAUAAUUUUUUUUUACCAAAAAAGAAAAAGAUCCGUCCAGAGACGGAGCGAGUACGAGCGGGCAAAACACCGAAGCAGAAGCACUUGAAGGUAAAGGAGAAGAGAUCCUGGAUUCGUCCGAGAAGAGAUGAAGAAGGGUCUGACACUGGUUUUUAAUUACCUUGGUUUAGAUGGUUCCAACAAUCCUCUAUGUGAGGAGCUGAUGCAGGACGAUGAGUCAAUGAUACUGAUGCUGUAAUGAGUUUUGUUGAGAAGAGUAAGGUCGAGAGAAGCAAGGCCAAGGAAUAGCUGUCUAUUUGUAAAGAUGUUGUGACUAAUAGGAAUGAUGAUGACAAAUAACAUAGUGGUUCUUCAGAUAGAAGAAGAAAGCAGGUAAACGAAAAGGACAACUAAUAGAUUUAGUGAUUUGUAUUUGUGGCUAAUUAAGCUUGUAGUUUACAUUAAACCAUUUAUAAAGCUUGUCUUUGACAGAAUUUAGAUAUGUUGUGUUGUGUACUUUAAAUUAAAACCAACUAGUUUAUAUCCUUUACUUGCUUUAGUUUAUUACGUUCAUAAAUAUAAAAGUCAUAGAACUUCUGUUUAUGUUUGUUGUUUUGUAAUGGCUUAAUCAUUUAUAAAAGCCUAUAAAAAUCGUCAUUUGUUUCAAGUUUUAGUUUCUGCAGCUGUUAGUGUUGUUUGUGUUCUUAAGAAAAAAAAACAAAAGAGAAGGAGAAUGCAUAUCCACAAAAAUUCAAAAAGAAAAAGACUAGUUUUGUUUGCAUUAGUAGUUUCCAUGUUUACUUUAUUUCCUUAUUACCUAAAAGAAAACCAAAGAAAUUCUGUCACACGUUGUCAUAUCUGUCCGACCAUAUGUUGUUUUCAGUCCUAUUAUACCACAAAGUGAUGCAGGGAUGCGAACAUGACUUGUAUUUCCAGACACGAGUAAGCAUGCAACGCAUAUCAAACAAAUCAGCAUAACUUUGACACCUCCAACAUUUGUUCCUAGAGCAGCUGAACAUAGUCCAUAGGCAACAAUAGCUGCUGAACCUUAGGAAGAUCCGCCUGUUUACCUUCCAGGUGCGUAUGGGUUUCUUGUGGUUAUGCAAUGCAAUAUAUCAGGAAAAAAAAGUAGAAGAGCAAACUCAUUGACGUAUAGCAUUUUACAUCAUAAGUAAGAUUUUUGUUCUCUGCUGUGUUACUUACCCGUAAUUUGAAUUGUUCCCUGAGGUCCCCAUGCCUAACUAAUGCAUAUUUUCCUUGCCAAGUAAGAUAACACCACAAAUAAGAAGUCUUGAGGCAACCACUGAAUCCUUCUACAUGAAAUGCAGCAAAGUUGUUCCACCUAUAGAUGAAAAUUCCUAUGACAGACUUGUUGUAGCUAAGUGUUUUAAAUAAACAUAAGAAUGACAUACUCGCCCGUUGUGCUAUGUGGUGACCUGUCAAAUCGUCCUUGAUUGUUACAAAACGGAUAUUGGGUUUCCUACAAAGUUCACAAGCAACAUGAUCAAUAUAUAUCUUGACGAAUACAUCUAAAAAUUUACUGAAGCUGACUCUUCAGUCAUCAAGCAGAUAUGAAACAAAUAGCUGCUGCAUUGAUGAUCUCUGAGUCUGGGAAAUUUACCUUCUUCAAAUCUAUGCGUAGAUGCUUCAGUUUUCUUUCUGACUUCACUGGCAUAUCAAAGGAAAUCAAAAAUGGUGUUGUCAUACUUGAACUCCUCUAUGAUUGAGAUUAUUUGUUGAGCUACCUAGCAAUCAGCAACAAGGUUUUUCGAUAUGUGCCAGACAUUGAAAAGUAAGAUGACUAACCAUAGAUGGAGUUGUCAGAUUAGAUCUGUAAGUAUAUGCGUAAUCACAUAUCUUCCAGUAACAGAUGUAUGACCUUGGAUCUGCGUGGAACCUACGAGAAGGAUUAUGACAAUUAGCUACACUCUUGAUUGACAAGCACAGAUUGAGAAAUAUUCCAUGUUACAAAUAACACGUUUUCUUCUUUGAUUAAAAGUUGUAGUGUGUAAUUCUUUUUAUUAUGACUCAUGUAUGAUAUUCUUCUAGAUUAUACAAGACAUAUGAUAUCUUUGAAGGAUCUCACACACGUCAUGUUCUUCAAGAACGUAUAUGCGAUAAAAGGGCCGGUUGCGAACUUUGUGGAAAACAGGUUUCUUAUAGGUCAAUCACUUAUUAUUGUCAUCUAUGUAGAUCCUAUUUUCACAAAGGUUGUCUCACAAUAAUAUAUCCAAAGAUUCAUGAGCAUUUACUCACUUACCUUCGAAGAAAACUCCCAGUCGGUUGUGAUGCUUGUGGAUUCUCCAGUCCGGAUGACAUUGAUAUGUUCGGAUGUUUACAAUGCGAUUUCUUUGUCCACAGAAGCUGUAUCUUCUUACCGAGAGUUAUAAAACUUACACGUCACUCACAUUGUCUUUCUCACGUUUUUUCAUAUACUUGAUGAUGCGGAGAAGGCCAAGUGUGGAGUUUGCCAGGGACGGUUUAGUUCUGGCUAUGGAGGAGCAUAUGCUUGUAUUGACACGACAUGUGAUUAUGUUGUCCAUUCAACAUGUGCGACAGAUAACAGGGUGUGGGAUGGCAUAGAUGUCGAAGGAAAACUUGAGGAAGGGAGUAGUAGUUCUAAAGAUGCUUCACUAGAAGAGAUGGAUGACAAAACAGUACAUCAUUUUAGCCAUGAGCAUGGCUUAUCGAGAAUCCAUGUCGAUGAAGAAUGUUGGCAGCUAUGUGAAGCAUGUAUCCUUCCUAGUGAUAUGGGUACUUUCUUGCGUUGCAAGGAAUGCAGUUUUGCCCUCCAUGAAGAAUGUGCUCGCCUACCACAGGAGAUGGAUCAUCCGUUACAUCGCCAUCGGUUAACACUGAAGGUCAAAAUGAACAUCAACGAAGGGUUCUUCACCUGUUCUGUUUGCAAGCAAUAUCAUUGUGGUUUUAUGUAUAAAUGUCGCUAUUGUGGGACGUUCAAAAUGGAUGCAAAGUGUGCUUCCUUUACCGAACCAUUCAAGCAUAUAACCCACAGAUGCCCUCUCUAUCUUAGACUAGAAAAUCAUGGUUAUAACACAUCGUCUUACUUGUGUUGUGGUUGCCAUAAAAAAUAUCCAACUAUUGUCGCAACUUGUACCACAUGUGAAGACUUCUCCUUCGAUUUCAAAUGCUUGAACUUACCUCCCGUGGUCAGAUUUAAGUAUGAUAUCCAUCCACUGUACCUAUACUUCGAUACAGAACACAACAAGAAACAACUGCUGGAAAAGAGACAGGAAAGUUACUCUUGGUGUGACGUUUGUGAAGAAGAAAUACAUGAGAAUUUAUUGUUCUACAUAUGUUUUGAUUGCCGCAUCUCUCUACAUGUUAAGUGCAUCUUGGGAAACUAUCCUUAUAUGAAACCUGGCCAUAAUAUCAAGGUGGAAGAUCUCAAUAUUCAGAUAGCUUCAAACACUGGUGCUUGUAGGCCAAUGUGCCAUAAAUGUCACAGUCUCUGCCGAGACAAGUUAGUAUUCAAGGAGGAGGAUUUAUGUUUCUGUUCUUUGACGUGUAUUCGUUAUUACUUAUGAGUAAAUAAUAUGUUAUAGUAAAAUGCAAUGCAUGCGGUUGUAAUGUGGAAGGAAAUAAAUUAUGAAUCUCUUAACAAUUUCAGAACUUUUAAAUUUGUUUGAACUGCUCAAAAGAUAUAGAUGUUUUGGGGUUAUUGAUUGUUAUUUUUAAAUAUUUUAUUACAGAUUAUAUAAUGCAUACUCUGAACUUUUUGAAUUCUCCAUCUUUCUCUUUAUAAGAAACAGUAUUGAAGCGAUCCUACAUCCACUACAAGUGAGUGACCCCUUCUCAUGGCUACGGUAAAGUUUUUAUAAUUAAGAAAUAUACACCAAAAAAGGGGUAACAAAUGAAAGAGCCACACACACACGCUGGGCUACCAUGCUGGUCUUGC